This is a messenger RNA of Schizosaccharomyces japonicus yFS275, 1710 nucleotides long. RefSeq names its product protoporphyrinogen oxidase. The record is from RefSeq and is a predicted model, not a curated record. The transcript has a single exon. The coding region runs from base 113 to 1576 and encodes 487 amino acids. Lineage: Eukaryota; Fungi; Ascomycota; Schizosaccharomycetes; Schizosaccharomycetales; Schizosaccharomycetaceae. Gene Ontology annotation, biological process: porphyrin-containing compound biosynthetic process. Gene Ontology annotation, cellular component: mitochondrial inner membrane. Gene Ontology annotation, molecular function: protoporphyrinogen oxidase activity, oxygen as acceptor; oxidoreductase activity.
ACUGUAAGCUCGGCUGGCAUAUUUCCCAACAUCUGAGACUCGGGAAAACACGCAGAAUUGGCUUGAUUUCACCGCUACUAACUCCACUACAUACACCCAAAGAGCCUUGACAAUGUCUAUUGCUGUUUGUGGUGGCGGUAUUGCAGGCCUAAGUGCUGCGUAUUAUUUGGCCCGUUACCUUCCUAAGACACAGAUUGUACUUUUAGAGCAAGGAACCCAUCUAGGUGGAUGGUUGCAAUCUGUUAAGGUUCCAUGCUCAAAGUCACCGACAGGAUCGGUACUGUUUGAAAAGGGUCCUAGAACCCUCCGGCCAAUUGGUCUUCCUGGUCUUGCUACUCUGGAUUUGGUUGCGAAAUUAAAGCUACAGGACAAGAUACUUCCUAUCCUUAAAUCGUCGACGAGUGCUAAGAACAGAUACCUGUACUACCCAGACCGCUUGAACCAUGUUCCUUCCAAUCUUUUUCAGAGCCUCUCAAUGUUUAUGUCACCGGCCUUCAGAAGUAUGCCAUGGGCAAUGCUAAUGGAACCUUUUAGGCGAAAGAAAGCAGACUCUGCGGACGAAAGCGUUUGGUCAUUUGCAAACCGUCGGUUUGGCCCCAAGGUCGCAGAUCGUGUGAUGAGUGCGUUGGUGCACGGAAUUUAUGCAGGUGAUAUUCAUGAAUUGUCCGUCAAAUCGUCUAUGUUUCGCAACAUGUUCAAUGCCGAACAGACGGGAGGAAGUUUAAUCCUCGGUAUGAUACGUGCAAUGUUCAAGGGUGGGUUCCCUUUGACUGCAGAACAAAAGGAAGUAAAGAAUCUGCUUCGAAACACUCCCGAAACUAUGUCUUUAUACCAUCACUUGAAGAGUACUGCCAUCUUCGCUCUUCAGGAUGGCAUCGAAACACUCAGUAAAGCGAUGUACGAUGCUCUGAAAAAAUCUCCUAAUGUUGAGGUUCGCUUGGAGACACCCGUCACAAACAUUGAGCCUUCAUCCGAAAAGUCUGUGCAUGUGAAUGGUGAAGCAUUCUCUAACGUUGUUGUAGCAAUGUCUUCACGCCAGCUUGAAAAGGUGGCCUCGGCCCCUGCAAUGGGAACCCCGACAUCUUCCGUGUACCUUGUGAACGUAUAUUACAAGGACCCUAAGGUUCUUCCCGUCUCGGCCUUUGGUUAUCUCGUCCCCUCUGCCACGCCCAACAAUCCCCACAAGGUUUUGGGUGUAGUUUUCGACAGUGACCAAAGCAAUCCCGAACAGGGCACGAAGCUGACUGUUAUGAUGGGAGGUCGUUCCUAUACCAAGGAUCCAACUCUUAUUCCUUCAUCACCUGAGAAAGCUACUGAGGCCGCUCUUGAUGCAUUGAAGCAGCAACUGAACAUCACAGCUACUCCCGACUUGACGUUGGCAACGUUACAGCGUGAUUGCAUUCCUCAAUAUGCCGUUGGCCACGAGGAAAAGCUUAAUCAGCUGAACGAAUGGAACAACAAAAAGAUGAAUGGUUGCUUAAAGUUCACUGGCAGUUGGUACAAUGGCGUCGCUAUUACAGACUGUAUUUUGAAUGGUCAUAUUGUUGCUCGUGAUCUUGCGAAAAUUCAUUCUUAAAUAAAUCUGGGCACUCACGUGUCUGCAGAUACGACGUUUAUGUUCUAGUAAUUAAAGAAGUUAAUGCUUAUUUACAUACAUCUUUAUUAAUCCAUACAGUCCUCAUUGAAACAUGAAAGAUAUUAUUUUUUUUU